Lentinula edodes (shiitake mushroom) is the source of this 3390-nucleotide messenger RNA. RefSeq lists its product as uncharacterized. Bases 21 to 3170 code for a protein of 1049 amino acids. The transcript has 34 exons. Gene Ontology annotation, molecular function: nucleic acid binding; ATP binding. NCBI's taxonomy places the organism in Eukaryota, Fungi, Basidiomycota, Agaricomycetes, Agaricales, Omphalotaceae. The record is from RefSeq and is a predicted model, not a curated record.
AGACUCUACUCUUCACCCUCAUGGCCAGCGGGAAUCCUGGCCCAAGUUCACGCAAGGAGAUCGUGAAACGUGCUCUUGAUGAUGCAGAGGAAGUCAGGAUCAAGAAACCCAGAACUACCAAUGCAAAAGGAAAAGAAAAAGAGCGAAGCUACGAUCAUUGGCCUCAAUAUUUUCACUCGCUUUUUGAGGUGUACAAGGCUCUAAAUACUGUGCUUGCUUUCGUCACGUCAAGAAAACAACUUGCAACAACAUUUCCUUCUAUCCGGUCCUCAGUCGAGAAUGUCACUAAGCAGCCCUUGGAAAUGUCUCAAGUAGCAGAGCUGAAAGCACUGUUACCUGAGAUCAUCACAUUUGCCUACGUCCCUCGCAAUCAAAUCCAAGUCAAUCUUUCCGUCAAGUCCAACGAUGAGCCUGAUUUCUCCGCGUUUUCGACUUCAAAAGAGUCAAGGCUUGGACUAACUAAAGAGCCAGAACAUGUGCUUCUCCUAGAGUUUGCGGAGAGCUGGAAAGGGACUUCAGGGGGGAGCAAAGCAAGCCCAAACGAAUAUUUUUUACCCGCGACACGAACACCAGCUGCUACAAAGAAGCUUGUAGAAAAGAGGAAUGACAGAUUUAUAAAAGCAGUAGAUGAAUUACUAGCAGCAACAUCAUCCGCUGACGAUCCGGUCUCCCUUUUACAAGCUGCAGCUCGUGAACAUAUACCUGUCGAUCCGGAACAUAUCAAACACCAUAUAUUUGUAGACGAGACGAUGCCUAUGCCCAUUCCAAACUCGGAAGAUCGUGCAUCAAUACAUGACAUCUUCGUCGAGCUUAAGAAGCAGCACUGGUAUCAAGAUCAGAUUGCUGAUCAUAGGAUAAUUGGAGCUCGAGAAGGCCAAACAGGAUCUUUGGACCCACCGCUAUCCGCUACCAUACAAAAAGCACUACAAAGCUCUAGGAACAUCACAUCUCUAUACUCCCACCAAACAGCAGCAAUCAGUGCCCUAGACUAUGGCAAGGACGUAAUUGUUUCUACUAGCACAGCGUCUGGUAAAAGUGUUAUCUACCAAGUUCCUCUCCUUCGGUUACUGGAAAAUGAUCGUCGUGUAACUGCUAUAUUUGUAUAUCCUACGAAAGCACUUGCUCAAGACCAAAAAACAGCAUUAGAAAACCUUUUGGGAACUUGUCCCGGUCUAGAGGAUAUACAGGUAUCCACAUAUGACGGAGACACUCCUACUGAACACAGAGCAGGAAUACGCGCCUCGGCUUCGGUGAUAUUCACAAAUUUUGAUAUGAUUCACGCUGCCAUUCUACCACAUGAAGAAUUAUGGAGAAGUUUUCUGAAGAACCUCAAACUCUUUGUCGCGGAUGAACUGCAUUACUACUCGGGAACUUUCGGAAGCCAUGUCGCUCUGAUUAUGCGCCGCUUCCGCAGGGUCUGUGCCGCCAUCGGAAACGACCACAUACGUUUCGUCUCAUGCAGCGCAACCAUCGCUAAUCCCCUCGCUCACAUGGUGAACAUCUUCGGCCUCCACCCUUCCGGAAUCCAAGUCGUUACCGAAGACGGCGCACCCACCGGUCUGAAGGAAUAUUUGAUCUGGCGUAGCCCGUACGUGGAUGAGCAUGAUCCGGCUCUUGGAAGACAGAGCAGUAUAGCAGAGGCUACCGCUUUGAUGAGAUUCCUCAUGAAACGGGGGAUUCGGGUGAUAUUGUUUUGUAAGAUUCGCAAAGUGUGCGAACUAGCUAUGAAGACCCUUCGGACUGAACUAAGCAGUGAAGGACGCCAUGAUAUAUUGGAAAGAGUUCAAGCCUAUCGAGGAGGAUACUCUGCGGAGGACCGAAGGCGAAUAGAACACGACGCAUUUACCGGUCAUCUCCUCGGGAUCAUCGCGACCAACGCACUCGAGUUAGGUGUGGAUAUUGGCGUACUAGAUGCCGUACUCAUGCUGGGAUUCCCUGUCACUCUUGCGAGUUUUCGACAACAAGCAGGGAGAGCAGGUCGACGCAAGCGUGACUCCCUCGCCGUUUUCAUUGCGGAAGGACUUCCAAUAGAUCAGUAUUACCUGAACAAUCCAAAUGAAUUAUUCGACAAAGAUACGGACGAUUUAAUAAUCGACCUUGACAACAAAAUUAUUCUAGAAGCUCAUCUCCAAUGCGCCGCUCAUGAAAUGCCAGUAUGCCUUGAAGACGAAAGAUAUUUUGGCCCCUUGUUCCAGGACAUUUGUCAAGUCAAACUCCACAAGGAUGAGGAUGGAUGGUAUCACCCUCAUAAUAAGUACUUGCCGUCUCCUUCAAAACAUAUUUCCAUUCGCGGCGUUCAAGAGGACAAAUACGUGCUGGUGGACGUUACGAAGUCAGUGGCAUACGCGAAAAUUUUAGAAGAAAUUGAGAUCUCUCGAGCCAUCUUUGAAGUUUAUGAAGGAGGCGUGUUCAUACACCAAGGACGACCUUUUAUUCUUCACUUAAGAGACGUGAACGCUUUACAGACGUAUCGCAUUCGGGAAAUCAAAGCUACGCCGCAUCGUGCCUAUUACGGACGUGUAGAAAUCUUUUGUCAAGUUUUCGGCUUUUACAAAAUGCGGCACAAUGUCAUCUUAGACGUCGUCGACGUCGAGUCAUGUCCUUGGAUUCAUGAGACAGUUGGACUGUGGAUGGACGUUCCAGAUCUCGUCUUACAAUUGUUGCGCGACAAACGUAUCAAGCCGGCCGCCGCCAUACAUUCUGCUGAGCAUGCCUUUCUAAACCGGUUCCCUCUGGCCUCAGAUAUUCGCACGGAAUGCAAAGCUGAAGAAAAGGAGUAUUUGAAGAAAGAAUCUCGCCGAAAACGGCCAGCGAGGUUGAUCAUGUACGAUCCAGUAGGGCACGGAAGCGGUGUUGCAGCGAAGGCCUUUGAGCAUGUGUCAGACAUAUUGCAAAGGGCCCGGGCUGCUAUCGAAAGUUGUGAAUGCGAGCUUGGGUGUACCAAAUGUAUCCUCAGUCCUUUGUGCAAAGAGGGAAACAUUGUGUCCUCUAAAACAGGCGCACUAGCUGUUCUGAAAGCCAUUCUCAACAUCGAAAUUGACCCCGAUAGCAUCCCGUUCGAAACUGACGACAGGGCAUUAUGUGGACAUGAUUCUAUCAUUAGCGUGUCUCCUGUCCACAAUAGAACAGCUCGAAAUGUACCUAUCGAAAGUGAUAGCAUUGUGGUAUAGUUUAUAAAAUCGUAUGUAUCCAUCUGUAAAAGAUAACAGAUCAGAAUCUUGACAGUGGGUCAAAAUUACCCCAGUCAUAUGUGGUUGGCUUGUUGGAUGGAUUCCGCAAAUAUUGAACAGGUUUCGACCGAGUAAGCAAACUGCUAAUCAUUUGGAGAAUUGUGCCAGGUCAACACAUACCCUCUACCAUUCCACGCGUGCCGUUCACUAGGUCUGAAUG